AUCUCUCCUUUCUGGAACCGUCUCACCUGACACCUGGGGGUACCUGAUAAAUGUGAAACCAUCCCAAAUCCCCUCUCCUGCCGCUGGAACACGGCGCUGAGGCUCCAGCUCCUUCGCACUCAUUCCCUUGGAGCCGGGAUGCUCGCAGGCACCUGCCGGCACCCUUGGCAGGACAAGCACGCUGCAGGGUCUCUGUGGCGAUGGAGGGGUGCGAUGUGAAGGUUCUCUGUGGCGAUGGAGGGGUGAGAUGUGAAGGGUCUGUCGCGAUAGGGGGGUGCCAUAAGAAGCCGCUGUGUGCGGGGCAGCUCUGGCGCAUCCCGCAUCCCGCAGCGCGGCCGCCGAGCGCAUGACGCCAGCGCCGGGAAAAGCCAGGGAGACACGGAGCUCCAGGGAAACAGCUGGCGUCCCGGAGGUGCCAGCCAGCUCCAUCCCACGGGUUUCCCCGAGCCCGGCUCCGCCGCUCCUCCUCCCCCGCUCCCGGCGCAGCGGCUGCGGCAGCGGGCGGGGCGGAGGGACCGGCCCGGGGCCGCGGCCACAGGAGCGAGCGGGCGGGAGGUGCUCUCCAACCCCUCUGGAGCUGAAGAUGGACGUGAAGAGGGUGAAGGACUACCUGUACUGGCUGUACUACCAGUACCAGCUGGUGACGUGCAGCUACGUGCUGGAGCCCUGGGAGCAGUCCAUGUUCCACACCAUCACCGUCACCGUGCUGGCCAUGGUGGUGUACACUGCCUACGUCUUCGUGCCCAUCCACGUCCGCCUGGCCUUGGAAUUCUUCUCCCAGAUUUUCGGGUCCCAGCCCGAGAGCGCGGUGCUGAACUGAGCCGGCGCCAGCAGCGCCCGGCAGCUCUCGCAGCUUUGUGAAAUGUUUGUGCUCCAGUUUGGCUCUUAGGAAAACCCUGCUUGCUUCACCUCCGGGGCUGGAGAGCAGAGCGAGGCACCGAGCACAGCCCCCCUCCCAUGAACACUCUGGGAAUGGCACAGGAUCCGAGGAUCCCGGCAGCUCCCACUCCCAGCAGCCUCAUCCAACCACUCUGGGGAGACUUCUGGUGGCUCAUCACACCCAAAGUUCUACCAGCACAGUGCCGUGGGCAGGCGAGAGGAGACAGAAAAUGAGGAUAUCCCACAGGAUUGGAGUGCUCGUGUCUGGCUGGUUACUGAUUCCAGGCUUUCAUGGAUGGGAGAGGAACUUGGAAGAGAAAGCAACAGGAGGAUGAACUUAAAUCCAGCUUUUUUCACGUCCAAGUUUCUGCAUCAGAUGGUCUAAAAUAUUUUCUUUUUGAAAAAAGAAUUCUCCACCUCAUCUUGCAGUUCAGUGAGGAUGACAGGAAGAAGCAGCCCUGCUCUGUCUCCGUGCCCUCCUGCCUUCUCUGAUGAAAAUCAAAACCUUUUCUUGCUGCUCCCACCCACCAGCACCAGGGGAAGAGGAUCCAGAGUGGAAAUAAUAUUUCAAUACCUGCAGGGAAGGCUUAAAGAGAUCUCCUUUACAAAGAAGAAAUUAGAUUUAUUACCAUUGCCCGUGGGGAGGUUUUGGAACAAUGGGAGGUUUGUUCUGUUUUCAUUCUACACAAAUCAAAGGUGGAUGCCAAAUCAUAAAUUACAGCUGCACACUGCACGUCUCUACCAGCUGAUGCUCCUGUUAGUAGAAGUGAGAGGUGCAAAAUGUAAAUAGCUUUCAAAUGAUGUUUGCACAGUUCUAGAUUAAAAAAAACCAAAAAAAAACCCUCUUAACUUCUUUCUCAAGCUGCAGUGGGCUCCUGCAUGCUUCAAAGCACAAGUUGGUUUGGAAACGAAGACAUGUGGUGAAGGUUGCCCAGAUCUGAACAUGUGUAUGCUGUUUUUUCAGCCAAAAGAAAUAAAAUUUUAUUCUUCAGAAAUGA
Messenger RNA from Parus major (Great Tit), 1877 nucleotides. RefSeq names its product serine palmitoyltransferase small subunit B (gene SPTSSB). The record is from RefSeq and is a predicted model, not a curated record. Gene Ontology annotation, biological process: endoplasmic reticulum organization; ceramide biosynthetic process. The transcript has 2 exons. Gene Ontology annotation, cellular component: serine palmitoyltransferase complex. The coding region runs from base 347 to 820 and encodes 157 amino acids. Gene Ontology annotation, molecular function: serine C-palmitoyltransferase activity. Lineage: Eukaryota; Metazoa; Chordata; Aves; Passeriformes; Paridae.